Molecule: messenger RNA, 471 nt
Organism: Ogataea parapolymorpha DL-1
Lineage: Eukaryota; Fungi; Ascomycota; Pichiomycetes; Pichiales; Pichiaceae
Exons: 2
Coding region: 1-471 (156 amino acids)
Biological process (GO): endoplasmic reticulum to Golgi vesicle-mediated transport
Cellular component (GO): TRAPP complex; nucleus; cytoplasm
Source: RefSeq, a predicted model, not a curated record
AUGACAAUUCUUUUUGUUUCGCUCAUAUCGAGAGAUAACCGACCCCUGUACAUCCAGCCGUUUGUGGCAGGCAGUGCAGCGGACGAGCGCACCGCCAACGAGCUGCUCAAGUACAACUUCCUGUCGCACAUGUCGCUGGACAUCUUUGAGUCGCCAUUUGCACAGCCGGCCCCAGACCCAAACACGAAAAAAACCUAUGUUCUGCUGUUUGUGCAGGACGGGGUGUACGUGUUUGGACACCAGACGAGCACGGGGCUGCGGAUCGUCGUGGGGGCUACACGCGCGGAAAACGAGCUGCCGGACGAGGGCCUGAACGGGGUUUUCGCCGACAUCCAGCGCGCAUACCUCAAGCUGGUGUGCAACCCGUUCAAGACCAUUGAGUCCGAAAACGAGGAGAUCGAGAAUCCGCGGUUCGACCGCCAGAUCAAGGAGGCCGUUGCCAGAUGGGAAAAUCGUUCAUUAUCUACUUAA